This is a messenger RNA of Pteronotus mesoamericanus, 6338 nucleotides long. It is a transcript of the gene ZNF652, whose product is annotated as zinc finger protein 652. Bases 353 to 2173 code for a protein of 606 amino acids. The record is from RefSeq and is a predicted model, not a curated record. Gene Ontology annotation, cellular component: nucleus. NCBI's taxonomy places the organism in Eukaryota, Metazoa, Chordata, Mammalia, Chiroptera, Mormoopidae. Gene Ontology annotation, biological process: regulation of transcription by RNA polymerase II. The transcript is spliced from 6 exons. Gene Ontology annotation, molecular function: DNA-binding transcription factor activity, RNA polymerase II-specific; RNA polymerase II transcription regulatory region sequence-specific DNA binding.
GGUUGUUACUCGAGCACCGCGGCUACAGGCCCCCCGCCGCAGGAUGGACCGCCGAGGCGGCGGUCGGGGCGGCGGAGGCGGAGGCGGCCGGCCCGGAUAAGAUGCUCCAAGUCACUCGCAGCUGUCUUCAAAAGAAAAAUCACUAGUGCUCUGCUCUUGCCAUAACACCAAACCUUUUGACUUACGCUUUGGUGCUGCAACCCUGGAAGAAUUGCACGCAGGUUCUUGCAAAUCUUUUUUGUCAUUUGAAUGAUUCUUUGUGGAUGGAAAAAGAUUUGAGUCUUAAUAAUUACCCUGUUUUCAAGCUACUUCUCUACUGUCUGAACUGCUUGAUAAAUCGGGCCACGUACCAAUGAGCCACACAGCCAGUCCCUGUCAGGAGCUGGCUGAAAACUGUGCUGUGCAUGUAGCAGGAAUGGCACAAGAAGACAGCCGUCGCGGUCAAGUGCCAUCUACCUUUUAUCAUGGUGCCAACCAGGAACUUGACCUGUCCACCAAAGUGUACAAAAGGGAAUCAGGAAGUCCUUAUUCUGCGUUAGUGGACACCAAGAUGAGCAAACCGCAUCUCCACGAAACAGAGGAACAACCAUAUUUCAGGGAGACAAGAGCCGUGUCUGACGUGCGUGCUGUUAAAGAAGACCGGGAGAAUUCUGAUGACACGGAGGAGGAGGAGGAGGAAGUCUCUUACAAAAGGGAGCAGAUCAUAGUGGAGGUAAACCUUAAUAAUCAAACAUUAAAUGUAUCUAAAGGGGAAAAGGGUGUCUCUUCUCAGUCCAAAGAGACUCCUGUUCUUAAGACAAGCAGUGAGGAGGAAGAGGAAGAGAGUGAGGAAGAGGCCACAGAUGACAGCAGUGACUAUGGAGAGAACGAAAGGCAGAAGAAAAAGGAGAAGAUAGUGGAGAAAGUCAGCGUUGCACAAAGGAGACCGAGGAGAGCUGCCUCUGUUGCCGCAGCUACCACUUCCCCUACUCCCAGAACUACAAGAGGUCGUAGGAAGAGUGUAGAGCCACCUAAGCGUAAGAAGCGGGCUGCAAAGGAGCCCAGAGCACCAGUCCAGAAAGCUAAGUGUGAAGAGAAAGAGACUCUGACCUGUGAGAAGUGCCCCAGGGUGUUUAAUACUCGCUGGUACCUGGAAAAGCACAUGAACGUUACUCACAGGCGCAUGCAGAUUUGUGAUAAAUGUGGCAAGAAGUUUGUCCUGGAAAGUGAGCUGUCCCUUCACCAGCAAACAGACUGUGAAAAAAAUAUUCAGUGUGUUUCCUGUAACAAAUCAUUCAAGAAACUCUGGUCCCUUCAUGAACAUAUCAAGAUUGUCCAUGGAUAUGCAGAAAAGAAAUUUUCCUGUGAAAUUUGUGAGAAGAAAUUCUAUACCAUGGCUCAUGUGCGGAAACACAUGGUUGCACACACAAAAGACAUGCCUUUUACAUGUGAAACCUGUGGAAAGUCGUUCAAACGCAGCAUGUCACUCAAGGUGCACUCCUUGCAGCAUUCUGGAGAGAAGCCCUUCAGAUGUGAGAACUGUGACGAAAGGUUUCAAUACAAGUACCAGCUCCGCUCCCACAUGAGCAUCCACAUUGGGCACAAACAGUUCAUGUGCCAGUGGUGUGGCAAGGACUUCAACAUGAAGCAGUACUUCGAUGAACACAUGAAAACACACACUGGAGAGAAACCCUUUAUCUGUGAAAUCUGUGGCAAAAGCUUCACCAGCCGUCCCAACAUGAAGAGGCACCGCAGAACUCACACAGGCGAGAAGCCCUACCCGUGCGACGUGUGUGGCCAGCGGUUCCGCUUCUCCAACAUGCUGAAGGCCCACAAGGAGAAGUGCUUUCGGGUGACCAGCCCCGUGAACGUGCCGCCUGCUGUCCAGAUCCCACUCACAACUUCCCCAGCCGCCCCAGUUCCGUCCGUCGUGAACACCCCCACAACCCCAGCCCCGCCAAUGAACAUGAAUCCUGUCAGCGCGCUUCCCCCGCGGCCCAUCCCCCACCCCUUCUCGCACCUCCACAUCCACCCACACCCCCACCACCCACACCACCUGCCCAUCCCGCCCGUGCCUCACCUCCCCCCACCUCCAGCUCUCUUUAAGAGCGAGCCUUUAAAUCACAGAGGCCAGGGUGAGGACAACUUUCUGCGGCACCUGGCAGAGAAGAACAGUUCGGCACAGCAUCAUUAACGUCCAUCUCCUUGCGUGUGUUCUCCACGAGCCGUGCGCCCGCAUGUGAGUUUGCGGAGAGGGAGCUGGCAAGCGUUUCCAUAGCUGUCAGACUCUCCUCGGCCUCCGCCAAGAGCUCUGUCCUUGUCUUGGUGAAUCAACACACCCACGGGGAUGGACAAGACGCCCUUGAGCUCAUGGAGGGAACUGUCAUCUAAACCAGGGGAACCACCAAACUAAAGCCCAAUUUGCUUGCAUUUUCUGGUGACUUUUAUAAAUUUCAAGUACUCGGACUUAUGGAAUUUUAUAAUUUCAUAUCAGCUGAUGAGGUAUGCUUGCUUUUAUAUCCUGGACUUCUCCUCAAAGAGGAGACGGGCCUGGUUUCCUUUGUACUAAUCGGGAAGGCUGUGAGAUUAACCUAGAGCAUUAAUUGUAUCACUGUGUAUGGUAAUGAAUUCUUUUCAGCUUUUGGUGCUGGCUACAGAGUUGAGCUGGCCACGUUUCACAGUAUAUCAAGCAUUAUAGAGAAAGAUGGAAAUUUUCUUCUUUGUGUAGCUCUCCUAACGCACUCUUUAUUUUACUACAGAAAUUAUUUUAGAGUUUUUGUAUAGACUUCUUUAGUAGUCUGUUUCUAAAAUGAAAUGUAUUUCAAUAAGCGGUGUAAUUUUUUCAGUGUAGCUGGACCUAUGUUGUAAAAUAGAAAAAAAUUUUUAUAAUCAUCAAAAUGUGAUUCUUAAAGAUGCAUAUAACUUCUAUAGUUCAAAGUUAUUCUUACAUCCGUACAACUCAAAGGUGCUUCAGAGAUUAGAUGUAUCUGAGAGGGUCUCCGGACCACAUUACUGCAAAAAUGGGGUCUUGCUUUCAGAACUUGACGUCAGUCCUGGGUAGUUUUUUAAUCUCUGCUUAACACUCAAGUGUCUUUUGGGCUCACUGACGCGCUCCUGUCCUCCGCGUUUCACUUGGUUCACGUAGUGCAUUAAACUGACGGUUCGCAGAGCGUCGGGCCUUUUCCAGGGAGGCCACCUGAAGCUCGUGCGCUUUGAAAAUCCGAGGAAAGCCGUUCACUGUCCAGAGGAGGAAGCGGUAGUGGUUGUCUCAUCCCAUUCACGUCUGUUUCUCACUUCCCUUGGAACUGUAUUUGUGUGCGACCCCUCUGGGAUGACAAAGCGAAGUCUCAUAAUACACUUCUUGUUUUGUGGUUGCUUGAUUUUUCCAGAAUCGUCACGAAAAGCAGCACACUAAAAUCACAAACGUGACGCUGCUGGCAGUGGCUGAGAAACCUGGAUGGUAACACAAACUGCCCGAGUUUCACGGUGUCUGUUCUGUCGCUGGCUAGAUCCCCAACUUGGAGCCUAUCCCAGCACAGUCUGAAUUUGCAGUGAGGGGAGGAAAGCCACUUUCUGUCGCCCUGUCCUCUGCAAAUCAUUAGGCGAUGGCCGAGUUCACAGGUGGCGAGGGGAGCAGAAUCGCUAAUAUUGUUCCUUCAGGCAGGUUACUGUCCUAAGCGUGGAGAGCUGUGAAAGGGUGCGGUCAGUCAGCUUAUUGAAGGAGAGGGUGAACCGGAGGGCUAACGUAAAUGUAUUUAACGGAUCAAGUUUAUGCAGACUCAGUAAGUUAAAAAUUUUGUAUUUUUUCGUCUCAGAGAACUGAAUUCCAAAGCUAGAUCUACUUACUUUCUCUCCCUCUCUUGAUUUUUAAAUCUUUGAAUAUUUUCACUUUCUUUCCUCAGGCUCUUAAAUCAUUGCCUGAAUCAGAAUCCUGGCUUCUAUUUAUUUUUAUUUUUAAUAUUAAAUAUGCAGACCUACUUUAAGCACCUUUCCGGCCGAUUAGCUCUGUGGUAGGCAAAAAUGGAACUCUUUCCAUUGAGGUUAAGUCCCUGUUUUUAAAAUAUUGCAUUCUUUAUUAGCUUUCUGGUUUAAUAUGUCCAUUUUUUUUUCUUCUGAUUAUUGCCUUUGUCUUCUAUAAAGAGCAGAGAAAAAUUUUGGAAUGAGGCAGCAAAGUAUCUCAAAACAGAGUUUUUCCCCUGGUUUUGAAUAUAAUUUCUAAAGAAUGUCUUUUUAAAAUAUUUGUAUACAUUCUUUGAGUACCCACGCACCCAAGCCAAUAAGGAAAGGUGAUUCCCUGUUUAUGACUGUGGGUCUUUAGUGACUUCCCCCUGCCCCCCUGCUCCCACACUCCUUCCAAUUCCGUGACAAGUUUGUGGAGCUAUGCCUUCAUGUAGACAUAUCGUUAUCCCAUGGCCAAGCCUCUAAUAUUAAAAUUAUUUUUUAAAGAUGUAAACUGCAGCUCAGUUAAUUGGCUCUACCUUAUUUUGUCCUAAAUAAAUUUAUGGUAUAGGGCAGCAAUUCUGAAUUCUAGAUCUGAGACCACUGAAGCAACCAUUUUAAGAGGUGUACUGUAAUUAUACACUGGAAAAUUCACGUUGUCAUCUUUGAUUUCUUUCUUUUUUUUUUUUUUGUCAAGUGAACAGAGCCAUAAGAAAUUAUCUGCUGCAUAGGAAAACCAGCAUUAAGCAAAUAAUCACCACCACCCUUAACAGAAGGAGGAAAAAUUAAAAAAAAAAAAUCAGCAUUAUCACACAAUACCGUUCUAAGUGAACAGUACUGUGGAACAUUCUGGAAACUUCCCGUUAUUUUCCCUAUAUGGUAUACCUUUUCCAUCUUGGGAUUUGUGGUCUUCAGGAAAAUUACCCAGAACAUAAUUGACUCCUUAUCAGUGUCAUGGUACCUAUGAAUAACGAAAUGCAUUAAGAUUAUUUACAACUUUAAUGCUGCUGAAUACAAGAACUCCAGGAUUAAGCCUUAAACAUAUAUGCACAUCAGAUGCAACAUGCUUGAGACUCAAACCCAGGGUUGAAAAUUUGAUUGGGGUCCUUUACUAAGAUAAAAGUUGCAUUACGUGAUGUGUUCUCUCUCACAUGUAGUACAAGUACCCCAUGACUUCUUUAAAACUUAUUCCUGUUUGCUCUCUGUUUGUGAAAAAAGAACUACGGAGGAGUUUGAGUUCUCAGCCAUUAUCUGUACUUAAGUAAGUCUUUUAAAGACAACAGCAGCCACCUCUGAGCAUUAUACAGAGAUCAAAUUGAGGCUGUUUCCCAUCACUUAACUGUCUUGUCUUCAAAGGCUUGUAUCACUGCUAGGGUUAAGACCUGCUUGAGGAAAAUUCCCAAAGGCUUUCUUGAGUUGGUAUUGCUUUUCUUCACUUUCCUGUUCUUUUCUCAUAAGAUCCAUCAUUGAAAUAUAAACUCUUUCUUAGCCUUAAGGAAAGGCUGCUUGCUGCUUUCUCAAAUUAAGUCAGGUAAGCUCGAGUGAGAUUUUUAAAUUUGAAUGAAGAAUAUAAGAUGAACAGUGUAAAGGCAUGCAGCUUCAUCUCCGUGUAUAUUUGUGAUUUGAUUGUUAUUUUUAGCCAACAGGGAGGUUGCCACAUAAAACUUUACAGUAGUUCAAAGAAAUCCUUGCAAAUCAGUUGCAUAUGCUUUUCCAGUCUACCAUUUACAUGAACUCUUCUAUGUUAAUGACGGAGCGUGGACAUUAACCAUAGUUGUACCAUCUUUUUUCAAACUACAGUUGUUGGAACCACCUUCUCUCUGUGGUUAGAUGCUCCGUAUAACUUGACUGUCCCUGGUAUACUAACUGAAGGCAAAAUAUUCUGAAGAGAUACGUGUGAUAUUUGAAUUUUCUACUCUUGAAAAUUUUUUCAGUUUUUAUGUUUAUUGAAUGGGUGUGUAUGUUUAGUUUCAUUUUGAUUUCACUGGAAGUUUUAAAUUUUGAGAAGAUCAAGCAGAAAAAUCCAUUGCAAAUGUAAAUAUAUUUACCCCGUCUUGCAGAUUUCAGUAAGAACACGGGCGGUGGUGGGUUUUAUUGUAAGAAAAAAAAAAUAAUGAAAGAAAACUGAAGUUAGAGAAACCUUUCUAUUUGAGCUACUGUACAGAAAAGGCGUCUUACUACAUUGCUGAUCCACAUGAUGAACAUUUCGAUGCUGUUCUAGACUGUAUGGAAAGUAUUUAAUAAAAAAGGGGUUAGGUUACAUUUAAGAAUUUUAUCAGUUAUGUACCAUUACAAAAAUAAACUCACUUGGAACUCUUCAGACUGUAAAAUGGAGCAAGUAAAUAUUGGGUUCUCUUUUUUUCUUUGCCUAAACCAAGAUAAGAAAUUUCCCAAAAGGUCAUUUUUUUUUUUUUUUUUUC